Molecule: messenger RNA, 2568 nt
Organism: Limulus polyphemus (Atlantic horseshoe crab)
Lineage: Eukaryota; Metazoa; Arthropoda; Merostomata; Xiphosura; Limulidae
Exons: 3
Coding region: 27-1526 (499 amino acids)
Source: RefSeq, a predicted model, not a curated record
UGAGAGACUUUUGCAACAUCGUCGUCAUGAGUUCGUACACGGCCCAGUCCUGGAGCCAUCAGCGGCUCUACUCACCCCGAGAGUUCGUCCGUCGCUUCAGCCUCCCACAGGUUGUUACUAUCCAUGAAGGUAUGACUCAUCACGUCCAGACUCCUACGGCACUGGACAUUGGUCAGCCCUUUCUCCUAUACCAGUCUUACAAUUGUCGGAAGGUUCACGCUCGCAGUUUAGACAGGGAUAAGCGAGGAAGGGCCAAAGCUGUAGGACUUCCUCUGGUGGUCCCUGAAAGUUAUUCAGGUUGGUUGGCUGUCAUCUCGGACGAUGGUCACACAGCUGGAUACUUCACCACUAUCGAACAAGUAGCACGUGCUCGCGUUCCUCUGUUUGUUACAAAGAACGAUGUUAUAGGAUAUCAACUUCCAGAGCCCAGAGACUCGGUGGAGAAAUCGGUUUACACAAAGGUUGCUGUGUCUGCUGGACAAGUCUUAAGGCUGCUUGGAGUCUAUGAGGACAUCAGUUCAAAGUCCAGAGGAAGUUUAAGUGGACGAAAUAGGAACGACAGGAACCGUGGAAAGUAUGCCAAGUGUUUAAGUCAGAUGGGAGAAGUAAUGUUCAUACCAUUUAUUGCCUCUGGCAAGUUUUACGCCGUAGCUCGUCGUUCAUCCUACUCCGUCAGCCACGUUUUCUUGUUACCUAAUCUCCUUCGGGUUUUCCCACUACCCCUUACAACCCGUCUUAUCAGUGGCACUCAACCAAAGCUUCCAUGCAAUUUUACCAGUGUUGUUCGUCUGCAAGAAAUUCAGCGGCAAGAUGUGGUCCUUGCGUGCACUCUCAAAGAUGGCGGGCCAAUUUUGGUGGAAAUAGAUCUUGAUUCUACUUUUUCGUUUGUUAAGAAGCUAGGCGAUCUUCAUUUUCAAACCUCUGGUAUAUAUCAACAGAUGUUAAGAUUCUGUGUUGAAGAAGCAGAUAACUGGAAGAAGCAGAUAAAAGUCACACAUCACGUAGUUCCUCAGCUUAAAGACAGAGCGAAAAAGUCUGUAUCUUCUAAUGGAAGUAGUAAACGAAGCAAUAAAAAUUACGAGAAAGAAUUUGAAACACAAUCUAUAAGUAUCUCUUUGAAUUUCGAGGACCUUGAAUCAGAUAAAGGAUCUAUGAAGUCAAAGUUAUCCAUGGGAUCCAAACGGUCCUCCUCAUCUUCCAGAUUUAGCAAUCCUUUCAGUAAGCUUUGGAGCUUUCGGAAGUCGAAAACGUUGCAGAUGGUGCGAGAAGGGGAAUUUGAAGAGAUGGAAAUAGUUUCAGGCAAAGCACGAGGAAAUGGAAGCAUAAUGUCCUGUUCUGCAGUUGAAGCUCACCUAUAUGAGACUUUAAAUCGAAAUACUCAGCCAUCUUGUAGGCUAAUACGAGAGCCCAGUAGUGAUUUAGGUAUGUCUAGGCGGCCAAAGGACUGUGAUAAUCUUAAUGGCGAUGACGGUUAUGGAACAUAUCAAGCCGAUGAAGACUCUUCUUAUUACUCAGUAUGUUAUUAGAAAAUAAUUGACGUAACCAAAUUCUAAGCUAUUACCUAUCAAAAACCUAUACCAACAAUUUCACAAUCAGAGGAAACGUACUGAUUGCAUGGCAAGUCACUGUAUUGGUUUUGUUUCAUUUAAGAAAAAUAUUGCAUUUUCUUUAGGUUUUCGCUUUACUAUAUUUUUGUGAUCGAACGGUAACAAUACCAUUGGGCAUUCAUCAAAAUUAGUGAGCAGGUCAGUCUUAGUCAACGAAAAAAAUAAGUGUCCAACUGACGUUUACCCCUGCAGUCCAGUAGUUUGUAAGAUACGUCAGUUCAAGUAUAUGUCUUGGAAACUUCCCGCUUUUUAGCCCACCUCAUAUUCAACGAUCAGAACACGAACUUUGAUCAUACUAUGAGAAGGUUAUAUUUGUUUGCAUGUAAUAUUUUUGAAACCAAAUACUAUUUACAUGUUACAUAUGCAGAGUGGAUAUCAUUAGGGUUAGGGGGAUUACUGAUAAAUCACCUGUGACUGUGAAUAGUUAUGAAGACUAUGUGCAACUUCUUGCAGCUCGUAGUGGGUUGAAAAGUUAGUAAUUAUCGCCAAUAUCUCAACCAGUACAUGCAAUAACUCUCUUUGUUUAACGUAGCACAAAAACGGAUACGAAGAGACCAGAUUUAUCUGACUUUGAACCCAACUUGUGUUCCAAAAUAAGAACUACUUUAGUAUAUGUAAAAGACAAGCAAUUCAGCAGUAAAUCUCUCCUGGUGAACAGCAUACGAAAGAUUAACCAAUGUUUGUAUUUACUAUAGGUGUGUAGGGCACAGCUAAAUGCGCUGUUGAGUAUAGUAAUCCUCAGAACCCACUAAUUCCGGCUUAUGGAUUCAAUGAAUUUCCUUUUGGUGCUAUUUUAGUUGAAUUGUUAGCUAGUUGGAAUAUGUUUAUAUUCAGCGCAAAAGCUAGAUGGGUUACUUUGGGGUAUUUUAUGUACUCAAAGGUUUUAUUUCAUUUGGUUUGAAGUGGCCCACAAUGAUUGAGAAUAAAAUAAGUUAAAAACAUUUAUGUUUCCUACAGUGAA